Molecule: messenger RNA, 2702 nt
Organism: Oryza sativa Japonica Group (Japanese rice)
Lineage: Eukaryota; Viridiplantae; Streptophyta; Magnoliopsida; Poales; Poaceae
Product: L-type lectin-domain containing receptor kinase IX.1
Biological process (GO): protein phosphorylation
Cellular component (GO): plasma membrane
Molecular function (GO): ATP binding; carbohydrate binding; protein kinase activity
Source: RefSeq, a predicted model, not a curated record
CAGAAACACGAGAAAAGGUCAAAGGCGGAGGUCAGCAUAUCGCUCAUCAGUUCUACUCCGUAGUCCGUAGAUGAACAAACAUGCAGAUUAAUACUCGUAUUAGAUAGCAGAGAGACUCUUUCCAUCACGCCAAGCCUGGGAGCAAUUUAAUUCCGCGUAAUUUUCGAUUUCUUUUCUAAACCUGACCGCGUCAGUCAGUGUAGACCGGUCGCUGUUUCAGAUUAAUUAGCCUCUGGUUCUUGACCUGAAUGUGCGUGGAAUUGCAGAGAACUGCAAGUUUUGUUUGCUACAAGUAGUAGGUGUAGACUUGUAGUAGCUGUGUUCUCCGGCUGAUUCGGCCGCCGGCGAUGGCCGCUGGUGAGCUCGUGACAAGAUCGUCCAUGGCUGCUGCUUCUGCUUCUGCCAUAGCCUGCCUGCUGUUCUUGGGAUUCUUGCCUAGCCUCGCUACUGCCGUGUCGUUCAGCUACUCCACCUUCAGCAACGGGACCAAGAACAUCACCCUCCAGGGCAGCGCGGCGAUCGCCGGCGAUGGGUGGAUCGAGAUCACCACCGGCAGCAACCUGCCGAGCGGCGGCACCAUGGGACGCGUGGCGUACUCGCCGCCGGUGCAGCUCUGGGAAGCCGCCACCGGCGAGGUCGCCAGCUUCACCACGCGCUUCUCCUUCAACAUCACCCCGACAAACUUGGACAACAAGGGCGACGGGAUGGCCUUCUUCCUCGUCGGCUACCCUUCGAGGAUGCCGGACACGGCGGACGGCGGCGCCCUCGGCCUCACCAGCCGGACCUUCGACGCCGUCAUGUCCGGCGACAACCGGUUCGUCGCCGUCGAGUUCGACACCUUCAACAACUCGUUCGAUCCCAGCGCCACCUACGACCACAUCGGCGUCGACGUCAACUCCAUCGUAUCGGUGCAGACCGAGUCGCUGCCCAGCUUCAGCCUCACCGGGAACAUGGCCGCCAUUGUCGACUACAACAGCAGCUCGAGCAUCCUGUCGGUCCAGCUGGUGAAGACAUGGACGAAUGGCUCGACUACACUUUACAACCUUAGCACCACCGUCGAUCUCAAGACCGCCUUGCCGGAGAAGGUCUCCGUCGGCUUCUCGGCGGCGACGGGCUCAUCCCUUGAGCUCCAUCAGCUGCAUUCUUGGUACUUCAACUCCUCGUUCCAGCAGAAUCCACCACCGGCGGCGCAGCCUUCCCCGACCACCUCUGGUCCCGGACUUGCCGGAGUUAUAGCCGGAGCCACCGCUGGUGGAGCACUGUUCGUCGUGCUCCUCUUCGCCAUGAUAGUUGUCCUCGUGCGGCGACGUCGGAGCAAGAAGAGAAGGGAGGCAGAAGAGGCAGAGGAGGCGAGACACGUAGGGUUGGCCGGAGAUGACGACGAUGACGAUGACGGCGAGCCCAUCGUGGAGAUCGAGAUGGGCAUGGGGCCAAGGCAAAUCCCAUACCACGAGCUCGUCGAGGCGACGAAGAGCUUUGCGGCGGAGGAGAAGCUUGGGCAAGGUGGCUUCGGCGCCGUGUACAGGGGAUACCUGAGAGAGCAGGGCCUAGCCGUCGCCAUUAAGAGGUUUGCUAAGGAUUCCUCCAAGCAAGGGAAGAAAGAGUAUAGGUCGGAGAUCAAGGUGAUAAGCCGGUUGCGUCACCGCAAUCUGGUGCAGCUCAUAGGGUGGUGCCAUGGCCGCGACGAGCUCCUACUCGUCUACGAACUCGUCCCCAACCGCAGCCUCGACAUCCACCUCCAUGGCAAUGGCACCUUCCUGACAUGGCCAAUGAGGGUUAAGAUUGUUCUUGGGCUUGGAUCAGCACUGUUCUAUCUCCACGAGGAGUGGGAACAGUGCGUUGUGCACCGCGACAUCAAGCCGAGCAAUGUCAUGCUGGAUGAGUCCUUCAACGCCAAGCUAGGCGACUUCGGGCUUGCAAGGUUCAUCGACCAUGCCGUGGGGAUGCAGACGAUGACCGCCGUCUCUGGGACACCAGGCUAUGUUGAUCCUGAAUGCGUGAUCACCGGUAGAGCAAGCUCAGAGUCUGAUGUUUAUAGCUUCGGCAUUGUCCUAUUGGAAGUGGCAUGCGGAAGGAGGCCAAUGAGCCUACAAGAUAACCAGAAGAAUGGCAUCUUCCGGUUGGUCGAGUGGGUCUGGGACCUGCACGGACAAGGAGAUGUUAUCUCAGCGGCUGAUGAGCGGCUCAACGGUGACUACGACGUGUCGGAGAUGGAGCGUGUCAUUACUGUGGGGCUUUGGUGUGCGCAUCCAGACCCAAGUGCACGGCCGUCUAUCAGAGCAGCCAUGGCCAUGCUCCAGUCUAGUGGGCAACUACCGGUGUUACCUGCCAAGAUGCCUGUGCCAACAUAUGCGCCGCCGGUGGCCUCAGUGGAGGGGCUCUUCACAUCGUCCACUGGAAUGUUGUCCUCAAGUGCAACACAAUCAUCAUCGACAACCAGUGGCUAUAUUACCCACACCUCAAGUUCCUCUAACACAUCCACUUCAGCUGGUUCAAAGGACUCGUCUUCGUUGCUCAAACAUCAAUACUUAUGAUGUUCAAUUCAUUUGCAUUGUUACUGAUUUUGACUUGAUGCUUGAAUGGGAUGUACAACUCGUGAGCCAUUGAUUUUCCUUUUAGAGUAGUCUAAUUGCCAAUGUGAGUAAUGUAUGUGCAUUUAUGCCAUGAUUUAAAUUUUACUCCCAUUUUAGUUAUUCUAGAUA